AUGGCACCCAAACGGAAGCUCGCAAAUACAGACUCGGACGCUGCUGGCAGCCCUGCGUCUCUAGUCUCGCAGCAGCAGCACGACCGGGCCAGCGAACACGUCCACGAACGCCAGCAACAGCUCCAACAAGAGCAGGAUGAACAGGAACAGCGUCAAGACGGGCCGUCGACUCAACAGCAAAAGCAACCACCACCAACACCUCCACAGCAGCAAUGGCAGGCCAGCGAGGAAGGCUCCGCGCCCGAGCCGGUACCGUUGGCCAGUGUGGAAAACUAUCCACGAAAACGGAUAUCCAUUGCUGUAACAUCUACCCUUUCCCAGAUUCUCCCAUUCGCUCCUAGGCCACGCACAUUGAAAUGCUCAUCCCGCACCUUUUGCGAUCACCUACUGACGCGCUAG
Molecule: messenger RNA, 399 nt
Organism: Sporothrix schenckii 1099-18
Lineage: Eukaryota; Fungi; Ascomycota; Sordariomycetes; Ophiostomatales; Ophiostomataceae
Exons: 1
Coding region: 1-399 (132 amino acids)
Source: RefSeq, a predicted model, not a curated record